CAUUUGAAAUUCCAAUUCCCAGUUAGAAAAUUCGUUGAAGUCAUGGUGUGAGUCAUCCCUACCCUCAAUUUUAGGACCCAUUGCAUGAGGAAGGGAGCAGAAAAUUAGUCAAAUCUGCUUCCAAUAAAAAUUAUUUAGAAAUCCAUAGCGGGGAAAUAAGAAUGAAAUAAGAGUGGCUUUUGGGAGUGGCCAUCACAUAUCCGAGUGCCUGCAGCCACUUGCUCACUUCCUUGUGCUGUUUUCAGGGUGCUGGCAGGGCCUGGCAGCUGCCUGCACUUCUGGUUCAUGAUCAAAGUGACCUACUAGGGCAAAUACAAACCAGCAGCUGGAAACUGGCCUCCAGCCCAGAAGCGCUUCUUCCCCGAGAAAAGUGACUCUCACCCAGAAAAAGCCCUUUUUACUACCUGGUGGCAUAAUGGAGUCACCUACUAAUUAAAGAAGGGUGUUGCAAUGAAGCUGGGGAGAGCAGCAAUGUGUUUGCAAGUGGAGCAAUGAGACUGCCUCGCACCUGUUAAUGUUUUUAAGUGUGAUGCCAAAGAGCUGGGAGAGGGCACAACAGGGCUGCAGCGGAGCUGAUGCUGCGGGUAAGGUACAGGUUUUAGGAUUUAUCGCCUGGUGGCUUUUAGGUUGUUUGGGUGGUUUUUUUCUGAACCAAUGUGAUGCUGGCACAGUAGUAUACUGGGGACGAGACGCUGCAUGCAGGUUGUGGUAUCCUCCCCUAAGCAGACAUUGCGGGGAGCAAAGAGCAUCACUAGUCAUAGAAUCACUAGGUUGGAAAGGACCCACUGGAUCAUCGAGUCCAACCAGUCCUAACAAUCCCUAAACCAUGCCCCUCAGCACCUCGUCCACCUGUCCCUUAAACACCUCCAGGGAAGGUGACUCAACCACCUCCCUGGGCAGCUUCUGCCAGUGCCCAAUGACCCUUUCUGUGAAAAAUCUUUUCCUGAUACCCAGUCUGAACUUCCCCUGAGGCAGCUUAAGGCCAUGCCCCCUUGUCCUGUCCCCUGUCACUUGGCAGAAAAGGCCAGCUCCCUCCUCUCCACAACCUCCUUUCAGGUAGUUGUAGAGAGCACUAAGGUCUCCCCUCAGCCUCCUCUUCUCCAGGCUAAACAACCCCAGCUCUCUCGGCCACUCCUCCUAAGACUUGUUCUCCAGCCCCCUCACCAGCUUCAUUGCUCUUCUCUGGACACACUCCAGAGCCUCAACAUCCUUCUUGUGGUGAGGGACCCAGAACUGAACACAGUAUUCGAGGUGCGGUCUCACCAGUACCGAGUACAGGGGCAGAAUACCUCCCUGGACCUGCUGGUCAUGCCAUUUCUGAUACAAGCCAAGAUGCCAUUGGCCUUCUUGGCUACCUGGGCACACUGCUGGCUCGUGUUCAGUCGGCUGUCAACCAACAGCCCCAGGUCCUUCUCCUCCAGGCAGCUUUCCCAGUCCUCCCAGAUGAGGAUGAGCUGCUUGCAUACUGUCAGCUCCUCCAUCAGCCCAGAGCUUUAGGGAAAGAGAGGCAGCCCUGGUAAAGGGGCAAGGAGGGCAGGUAGAGGAGGGAGCAGCCCCUAGCCCUGUUUACCACUCCCAUGCAAGGAAGCAGAUAACAUCCCGUACUGGGCAGCACACUUGGGUAUGCAGCCCCCAAAAACCCCACAGGUUACAACAAGCAGUUGGUUAAGGGACACCUCCUGUAUUUGCAACAAUUUAAGGAAAUAAUGAAAAUGACUGGAUUUUGGGGUGCUGGGGGAUGCAGCACGGAGCAAUGCAAAGGGGAGCAAUGCACCAACUGCUUUUUGGAGGAGGGUCCCCCAUAUUGGGUGAAAAGCUGCCUGCUGCUGCUUCCACCUCUCUGGCAGUGGUGUGCUGUGUGCUGGCUGCUGGUAAAUGAUUGCCAGGGUGGCCAGCCAAGGUGGGGCCAGAGGUUGGUGCUGAGUUUGAACCCAGACAGGUGCUUAGGACUGGGGUGCCGGCAACCAUCCUGCUCCCACACCCAACAGGGUUUGGCAGUCACUGUAUUUUUUAGGCAAGGCAGCUUCUCCUGCGAUGACCCCACACGCCUGAGGCCCAGCAGCCGUGGGGAUGGAGCUGAAGGUCUGGGUAGAUGGGAUCCAGAGGGUCGUCUGUGGUGUCUCGGAGCAAACCACCUGCCAAGAAGUGGUCAUCGCCUUGGCACGGGCCAUUGGUCAGACAGGCCGCUAUGUGCUGGUGCAGAAGCUGCGGGAGAAGGAGCGGCAACUACUGCCACUGGAGUGCCCCUUGGAGUCACUGGCCAAGUGCGGGCAGUAUGCUAAUGAUGUGCAAUUUGUCCUGCGGCGAACGGGUCCCAGUGUGGCAGAACGGCCCUCCUCGGAGGGCGCUCCCCAAGCCCCCGAGAGGACGUUCAUCCGGGCCAGCCUGCCCAUCAAGCCCAGGCCUGCUGGUACAGAUGCACCUCGUUCCCGGGAGCCGAAAAAAUCCAUGACCUUCAACUUGGGUUCUACAGGCUCCAGCAAUGUGUUUGCCAUGAGCCGCUGGAGGCAUCAAGUACGAGAAGGAAUGGACUUGGAGAGUGGUGGCCUUGUUCAGCCUUCCAAGGAGGAACUGUUUAGGAGGGUGCUGCAGCAGCAAGAGCAGCUGCUUUCCUUGGAGGCCCACAGGGACACCCUGGAGACAGACCUACGGCUCUGGGAGUGCAGCCGGCUCACUGGCCAGGAGGAUGAGAUCCUCUAUCUGGAGCACAUGGUACGGAGGAAUGAGGCAGAGCUGGGUGAGGAGGAAUUUUGGCAGAGUGAGCUCCGGCUGGAGAAGGAGUGUGAGCGGGAGCGGCAGGAGCGGCUUAGGAGCCUACGGGCCAGCCUGGAGGAGUACACCCAGAGGAUCUAUGAGCUGAGUGCUCAAACUGAAGCCUUGCAGGAUGAAAUCCAGUGGGAGAUGGCUGAGAGGGCCAAGAGGGGGAAGGACACCCCUGUGCCCAGCCCCACAGAACUGGAGGACGUGGCUGCCAAGAUGAAAAGGGACUUGGAGGCCAAGGUAAAGCAAGGCACCCAGCUGGAGAGCAACCUGGCCAGUGUGGAGAAGGCCCUGGAGGAAGCUGAAAGGAACCUGCAGGCCCAGACCCGAGAACUGGAAGAGUUAAAUAAGGAGCUGAGGCAGUGUAAUUUGCAGCAGUUUAUUCAGCAGACGGGGGCCACGGUGACCGUCCUGCAGGCCAGGUCCGAGGAGGAUGCCCAGCCGGAGCCGAGCCCGCGCGAGCUGCCAGCCUGCCGGAGAAACGGAGGUUUUCCUCCCACCGCCGACACCGAAUCACCUCCCUGGGCCAGCACCAAGCAGCUCCUCAGCCAUCCCAGGACCCUGCCGGAGCCCCUGGUGUCCAGCCUGAAUCCUGAGGUCAUAUCAACCAGGCAGAGCAUCUGGAGGUAGAAGGGCCCAGCCAGCUGAGGAUCAAUUGCCUUGCAAGUGUAACUGUAUAAAUAAACCAUUAUAUAUAUAUACUUUAUUUUUACUGCUUUAUAUCGUGAAUGGACGUGGAUGGCCAGACAGAGUAUUUUUACGGACUAUAAAAUAAAACCAGAGACAGACAACACAAAGCAACCCUCUUGCCCUGCGGAUGGCAGUGACACCCUUCUGUUUUUUGAAGCGUGUUCUAUAUUUGACAAAAACCAGCAGCACUCCCAUUCCACGUAGCCUCCUCAGAAGAUCGAUCAUGCAUUCGGAAAAGUCCUUGCUUCUUUGACUAGGGGAGUGAAGCUGUGGUAGAGACUGGCUUGGAGGCUCGCCUGGAUGGAGCAAGUUAACAGAUUUUACAGCAUCUCGUUGCAGCCAGCAAGGCCAUAACAAACAGCCUCUUCACGGGCUGCAAUGGAGGCACAAGAGCAGCUUUAAGACAAAUUGCUGCUCCUCCUGUUUUUUUGUAAGAAGCUUGCAGUAGAAACCCCUUUCUGCAGUGCCACGGAUCAGGCUUCAAGGGAGCAAGGAACGCAGUGGGGACUUGUUUUUCUUAAAUCCACAUCAUUUUUCAACUUGGUUUUUAAAAUGAAAAAAUUGCAGAAUGAGCCCUUUCCUGGUGGUGGGAUGGGUGAGGAGCAGGACCGAAACACUCUUGGUGACAUUUCACUGAUUGUUUUUAUUCGAUGGCCAGUAGUUACUCUCGGUUUUUGUACAUCUGUUCCAGUGGGUCACCUUGUAUUUUAAUUGUGAAACCAAAGCAAUUUGAAUAGAGGAUUGGUUUCUCCAGAGGUCCCCAUGCCUGUUUUCAAUGCAUCAGAUGCAAAAAAUGUGACCUGGGCACAGUAUUUGCAAUAAAACUCCACUUUCCCCAUACAAAUGUAAUUCUGUGUGCCACAGUUUCAAUUUUCAAUAAAUCUUUGGGAAAGUAUUUGAGCAAAGUGGGUGUGAGCAUGCUGCUGGGGCCCAGGAUAAGCAGUCCCUGUCAGCUCCUGGUCCAGUGCCCAACAGGCACAUCUGAGUGGUUUGCACACCUCAUUGCCACCUCUGCUUUUUUGCAUUUUUGUUUUUGGUUUUUUUUUUAAAUCGCAAAGUGCUUCACAACCAGCAGUUGAAGCUUGUCUCCAGUGAGAGGGUGGCCAUCUCUGGGAUGAAACGUGGCAGCAUUUUAAUAAUGCACAGCAGCAGCUCAGAGCAUUUUAGGACAGGAGGAGAAAGGGAUGGCGCUCAGCUGCAGAUAGGAACAGGAGGAUAAGGGGGAAACCAUCCAUUUGCCAACAAGCCAUUCCACCUGCACCUGGAUAACUACAAGUGAG
Messenger RNA from Cuculus canorus (common cuckoo), 4730 nucleotides. RefSeq names its product ras association domain-containing protein 7. Lineage: Eukaryota; Metazoa; Chordata; Aves; Cuculiformes; Cuculidae. The record is from RefSeq and is a predicted model, not a curated record. The coding region runs from base 2071 to 3390 and encodes 439 amino acids. Gene Ontology annotation, biological process: signal transduction. The transcript is spliced from 6 exons.